This is a messenger RNA of Bathycoccus prasinos, 297 nucleotides long. RefSeq names its product 30S ribosomal protein S16. Gene Ontology annotation, molecular function: structural constituent of ribosome. NCBI's taxonomy places the organism in Eukaryota, Viridiplantae, Chlorophyta, Mamiellophyceae, Mamiellales, Bathycoccaceae. The record is from RefSeq and is a predicted model, not a curated record. Gene Ontology annotation, biological process: mitochondrial translation. The coding region runs from base 1 to 297 and encodes 98 amino acids. The transcript has a single exon. Gene Ontology annotation, cellular component: ribosome; small ribosomal subunit.
AUGCCUGUGCGAAUACGUCUCGCUCGUUUCGGGCAGAAGAACAGACCUUUUUAUAGGAUAUUCGUGGCCGAUUCCAGAGCGCCAAGGGAUGGGAAACAUUUGGAAGUGGUCGGACAUUACGACCCGAUCCCGUCCAAGGACUCGCACAAACACGUUGGUUUAAACAUAGAUAGGAUUAAAUAUUGGUUAUCAGUAGGAGCGCAGCCAUCGGAUACGGUGAGGCGGAUAUUGUCGCAGGCUAAGAUUAUCCCAAAGGCUCCGACGAGAGGGAGCGCCGCAACCGCGUUAGAAAAAUAA